AGUCAGCUUACAUAGAGACAAGUCGUGUUUAUACAACGAAUUUAAUAUUGAGAUAAAUGUAUUGUGGCUAGUUCAACUAAAAUAUAAAAUGUUUUGGAUUUUAUCGUUUUUGGUUGUGUUAUUGUUAAUGUUGUGCUAUUAUAUCGAAUAUUUAAUAAGAGAUGAAAAAUUUGAUAAGAUCCCAGGACCUAAAGGGCAAUUUCUUAUUGGAAAUGGAUACGAAUGUCUUAUGGAGUCUGCUCAAUUUUUCGCAUAUUUUCGCAAUUUAACAAGCAAAUAUAAGGAUAUCUGCAAAUUUAAAAUAUUUAACGUAAAGUUUGUCCUUUUAUACAACCCAGAGGACAUCGAGACUAUACUGACGAAUACAAAAUACAAUGAUAAAGGAUAUAUUUACUAUUUUCUUCGACCGUGGUUAAAAGAUGGCCUGCUCAUUAGUGAUGGAGCGAAGUGGCAUCAACGGCGGAAAAUUCUGACUCCAGCAUUCCAUUUUAACAUUCUCCGACACUUCAGCACCAUAUUGGUGGAGAACAGCGAGCGGUUUGUGGAAGAUCUUCGGCCAGAAACAGACAAGUCGGGAACGGACAUUUACCCUCUCAUAGCUGGAAUGACAUUAAAUUCGAUAUGUGAAACAGCAAUGGGUACAUCUUUAGAUAAGGAGAAAAAAGAUUUCGGAACAAAAUAUAAAGAUGCAAUACAUACACUGGGAACGUAUAUACUUCAUAGAGUUCAACGUUUUUGGCUACAUCCAAUGACAUUGUUUAACUUAAGCGCCGUUGGGAGAAGUCAGAAGAAAUUAUUGAAUGAGAUUAGUUCUUUUCGUGACCAUGUUAUUAAAAAAAGGCGACAAAAUGGGACUUACAAGAAUUUGUAUACAGACGUUGUGAACGAGAGCGGAGAUGACUUAAUAGGUCAAAAGAAACGAUUGGCCAUGUUAGAUUUGUUACUAGAAACAGAGGUGAAAGGAGAGAUAGACAUCGAGGGAAUUAACGAGGAAGUCGACACGUUCAUGUUCGAGGGGCACGAUACAACCGCGGCUGCAAUCCAAUAUGCGUUUAUGCUGAUUGCGAAUCACCCAGACGUUCAGGAUAAAAUACUAGAGGAGUGCCGACAAAUCUUCGGCACAUCUGAUCGAAAGCCUACGAUGUCUGACUUAGCAGAUAUGAAAUAUUUAGAAUGUUGCAUCAAGGAAACAUUAAGACUCUACCCCUCAGUUUAUUUUAUUGCAAGAUAUUGCAAACAAGAAAUCAAAUUGAAAAAUUACGAGUGCCCAGCUGGAUCAGACUGCUCAAUUCUAAUCUUCGACUUGCAUCGGCGUAGUGAUCAGUUCGUCGAACCUCUCAAGUUCCGACCGGAAAGGUUUCAAGAGGAACCCACUUGGCACCCAUUCGCUUACAUACCUUUCAGCGCAGGACCCCGGAACUGCAUAGGUCAAAAAUUUGCUAUGAUGGAAAUGAAGUUGGCGAUAUCUGCGGUUCUUCAACAAUACAGGUUGUUACCAGUUACUAAGCCGGAAGACAUCGAUUUUAUCGCUGAUAUCAUAUUACGACCAAAGGAACCCAUUUACGUCAAGUUUGAAAUUCGCAUUAAAUUGAAAAUGAUUUGGACUCUUUUAUUAACGGCAGUGUUAAUCUUAAUACUUUAUCAUUAUAUAAACUAUUUGUUUAAAGAUGAAAAAUUUGACAAGAUCCCAGGACCUAAAGGGACAUUCCUCAUUGAAAAUGGUCUAGAUUUUCUCAUGGAAUCUGCUCAAUUGUUCGCAUAUUUUCGCAAUUUAGCAAAUAAAUAUAAGGAUAUCUACAAAUUAAAAAUAUUUAAUAAAAAAUUCGUAAUAAUACAGAACCCAGAGGACAUAGAAACAGUAUUAACGAAUACAAAAUACAAUGACAAAGGAUUUAUGUACUACUUUCUUCGACCGUGGUUAAACGACGGCCUCCUUGUUAGCGACGGAGCGAAGUGGCAUCAACGGAGGAAAAUCCUGACUCCAGCAUUUCACUUUAACAUACUCCGAAACUUCAGCACCAUAUUGGUGGAGAACAGCGAGAAAUUGGUGGAAAGUCUUCGAUCAGAAACAGACAAGUCGGGUACGGAAAUUUACCCUCUCAUAGCUGGCAUGACACUAAAUUCGAUAUGUGAAACAGCAAUGGGUACAGCUUUAGACAAGAAUUCGAAGGACAUUGGAAAAAAUUAUAAAGAUGCAAUACAUAUACUCGGAAAAUACAUAGUUUAUAGGAGUGAACGAUUUUGGCUUUAUCCUAUGACACUGUUUAACUUAAGUUCUGUUGGACGACAUCAGAAGAAACUGUUGAAAGACAUUGGCUCUUUUCGUGAUCGUGUCAUCAAACAAAGGCGGGAAGAUGGAACUUACAAGAACUUGUAUACAGAGGUGAUGAACGAAAAGGAAGAUGAUGUCAGCAUAGGUGAAAAGAAAAGAUUAGCGAUGCUGGAUUUAUUACUAGAAACAGAGGAGAAAGGAAAGAUAGAUAUCCAAGGAAUUAACGAGGAAGUCGACACGUUUAUGUUCGAGGGACACGAUACAACUGCGGCUGCACUUCAGUACGCAUUUAUGCUAAUUGCGAAUCAUCCAGAGGUUCAGGAUAAAAUACUCGAGGAGUGCCGACAAAUCUUCGGCACAUCUGACCAGAAGCCUACGAUGUCUGACUUAGCAGAUAUGAAGUAUUUAGAAUGUUGCAUCAAAGAAACAUUAAGGCUCUACCCUUCGGUGUAUUUUAUUAUCAGAUAUUGCAAACAAGAAUUAAAAUUGAAAAAUUACGAAAUCCCACCUGGAUCAGACUGCUCAAUUCUAAUCUUCGACUUGCAUCGGCGUAGUGAUCAGUUCGUCGAACCUCUCAAGUUCCGACCGGAAAGGUUUCAAGAGGAACCCACUUGGCACCCAUUCGCUUACAUACCUUUCAGCGCAGGACCCCGGAACUGUAUAGGUCAAAAGUUUGCAAUGAUGGAAAUGAAGUUGGCAAUAUCUGCGGUUCUUCAACAAUACCGUUUGCUACCAGUUACUAAGCCGGAGGACAUUGUCUUUAUUGCCGAUAUCAUCUUAAGACCAAUGGAUCCCAUUUACGUUAAAUUUGAAAAACGCUAA
This is a messenger RNA of Vanessa tameamea, 3094 nucleotides long. Its product is annotated as cytochrome P450 10-like. Gene Ontology annotation, molecular function: heme binding; iron ion binding; monooxygenase activity. Bases 89 to 3094 code for a protein of 1001 amino acids. Lineage: Eukaryota; Metazoa; Arthropoda; Insecta; Lepidoptera; Nymphalidae. The transcript is spliced from 18 exons. The record is from RefSeq and is a predicted model, not a curated record.